Molecule: messenger RNA, 1949 nt
Organism: Alternaria rosae
Lineage: Eukaryota; Fungi; Ascomycota; Dothideomycetes; Pleosporales; Pleosporaceae
Product: C3HC zinc finger-like-domain-containing protein
Exons: 2
Coding region: 250-1770 (506 amino acids)
Cellular component (GO): nucleus
Molecular function (GO): zinc ion binding
Source: RefSeq, a predicted model, not a curated record
CAACGGCUUUCAACUGUUAGUGCACAGACAUUCGAGAUUGCGGUCUUGUCUUGCGAAGUGCAGCUUUUAUCACAUCAUUUCGACUACGACCGAUCGAUGCUGAGCGAAUAGACGGACCUGGCAUUCUUCUUGAGUGGACGUAAACAAAGAUCGACAUAGAACGACUCUACGACACGCGCAUCCCAAUAAUCAAACUCGAACGAUCCGCCCUUCCGCCCAAUUCAUCGCGAACUCUUUCACUCCGGCACCAUGACUUCGACAGAGCAGCAGCCCGCGCUUGCGACCACGAAGCGCAAGUUCCACAAGCUCCUAGAUAAUCUCACCGCAAGCAACUCAACUACUUCACUCGCGAGCACCCUCCAAGAGUCAAAUGCAUCGACCGCGUCGCUUUCCGCGCUUUCGGAACCGGACAGCCCUGAACAUCCGAACAAGCGUCCGCGCAGCGCAAAUCUGAGCAUGGAGCGCCAGAGAGGCAUAUCGGAAGGACAGGAGCGCAUACGGCAGCUCAAGGAACAGCUUAUGACACCACGGAGGGAAAAGACAAUCAAGGUUGUAGGCAAGACUGUAGUCACACCGAAAGCCUCGACCCCGCGCAAAGCACCCAACUUCCAGCCAUAUAGCCAAGAACACUUCCUUGAGCGACUGAAGACGUUUGCAGAUGUGAGGAAGUGGACGACCAAGCCAGACGCGAUCAACGAGGUCGAGUGGGCGAAGCGGGGCUGGAGUUGCGAUAUCUGGAACACAGUGGCUUGCAAGGGUGGAUGCGAGAAUCGUGUUGCGGUCAAGCUGAGGCCGAAGCGGAAAGAUGCGAAUGGAAAGGAUCUCGAGAUGAGCGAGGAUCUGGCCUUCGAUAUCGACGACGCUCUAAUUGACCGAUACAAGGAUCUCAUUGUCGAAGGACAUUCGGAUGACUGCCUGUGGAGGAAGCGAGGGUGUCAAGAAGACAUCUACCACAUCCCCAUCGCAUCACGCACCAAGAGCUCAGCCGAACUACUCGACCGCUACCGCUUCCUCAAAGCCAUAUCCGCCGACCUCCCCCUCCUCGAACACAUCACAUAUCCCGACCCACCCAUCCAACAAAUCCUCUCCCGCAUCCCUUCCUCCUUCUUCACAUCCUCCGGUACCCAACCCCCGCUCUCACCCAGCGACACCGUAGCUUUCGUCUUCGCCCUCUUCGGCUGGACCGGCGUCUCCGAAUCGCGCAUCUCCCUCGCAGUAUGCAACCACUGUUUCCAGCGCCUGGGUCUGUGGCUCUCAUCCGCCACGCGCCUCACAGAGAUGAGCAAGAAGUUAGAUGUGCCGAUUGAGAGUCUGAGGCUUAAUCUUCUUGAGUCCCACCGCGAACAUUGUCCCUGGAAGAACGCCGAUGUCCAGGCCAACGAAAAGGAUAGUCCAAUCGCCAACAUGCCCGCCUGGCAAACCCUCCAAUUCAUGCUCCUGGGUCGGCACAAAGACGCCGCCACAUCAUCUGGUAUCCAAACUCCCAAUAAACAGACACCCCGGAAAUCGCAUCAGCAACACGCCAGGAACAACGAUAGCGUAGACAUAGGCAGUGAGCUCGAGUAUCCGCGCGGCAGUUUCGAUAGCGUCGAGAGGCCGAAAGAUGUUGACGAGGAUGAAGACGGUGGCCUGAGGGAGAAAUGGAGUAAACUCAAAGCAAAACUCAAGCGUAGUGCGAGUAAGAAGAGCUUGAAGAGUAUGAAGAGUGGGAAGAGUGUUAAGAGCGGAAAGAGCGUUGCGACGAAAGCGGGGGAUAAGGAAAAGUCUUAGGUGGGCUUUUUGAGGGGGAGGUAUCGUUUUGCGUGAGAGAAGAUUUGUUUAUUACGUGUUUCUGAGCGAGGUCCUGUAUUGGUGGAGGUGAGGGGUGUCUGGAGCAUGUUUUGUAGUUUUAUUGGAAUACCCCUUGUAAUACAUGUUGUUGGAGGUCAUGAUCAAAGAGGCGAUGAAGG